AUGUCACUUAAUAUUGAGUUACCAGAUUCAACGAUGAAUAGUAUAGACAAUAUAAAUUUUAGUUCAUCUUCGAUAUUAACAAAAGAGGAAUGUAUAUUGAAAAUCUGUGAAAUUGUUGAGUUAGAUGAUUCUGAUCAAUCAAAACGAAUUGCGGAAAAAUCAAUUACUGAUGGUAGAAAAGCUUUACAUGAUUAUGAUCAAGAUCUUUCACCGCGAAUACUUCGUGACGAAAUUGAUGAAAGUCAAAGCGAGGUUUUAAAAUUAUUAAUACGUUAUAUUGAACAAGAAUGGUACAGAAACACUCCUGAAUGGUUUCAACAAUAUCUUCAACAAAAAAAAACUGUUUCAUCUAAUAUUUAUAAUCAAAUUUUAAUACGAACUGCUGAUUAUGGAUCAAAAUUUAUCAAAGAAAAUCUUUUAUUAUCAUUAAUUAUUCAAUUUCUAUUUGAAUUCGGUGAUAAACGUAUUCUUGAAACACCAACUAUCGAUCAAAUACGGGAAAAUUUAAUAGCCGAUGGUCGUCAAGGUAUUGAACAAUAUGCAGAUGAUAUUGCUUUAAAUGUUAAGGAAGAACAGUUAAAGAACGAUGAAAGUCCAUUAUAUUUAGCCUUACAAGAUUAUUAUUGUAAAUCAUUGAAAAAUCUAUUUGAAGAUCCUGAUGUUGCCAUUCAACGAGCUAAUACAAUUAAAAUAGCUUUAACUUGUGUUACUAAUGAUGGAUGGUGGAAAGGAUUACAUAAUAAAAAAUUUCAAGAUGAAAUAGCACAAAAAAAAUUUAAAAAAUUAAUCGAAAAAUUAAUUGAUUAUUUAAAUAAAAACAAAAUACCGACACCUGUUGAUGCAUUAUCGAAUGGUAAUUCAACAAAUUCAUCACUUAUCAAUUCAGCAUCAUCAUCAUCAGUCUCAUCACAACCGAGUGCAAUAACUACAUCAACUUUUUCAUCAAAUCAAAGUUCAAAUAGCUCAUAUAUUCAAAUAAAAUCUUCAAUUUUAAAUGAAACAAAACCGAUCUCAGUAAUAACAACAAAUAUUGAUGAAGAGAAAAGAAAUGACGAAUGUAAAAUUAUUAUAAAGUGUAUCAAUGAAGAUGAUAAAUUAAAAUUAUCUCAUUUAGUUGAAGCUGGAGAAUUGAUAUAUAUUGAUAAAAAAUUAAAUGAUGUUAUAGAUAAGAUUAUUAAUGAUUAUGCUUGUCAAAAAUAUUUUUCUUUAUUUAUUAAUAAUUGCCUUAUACCAAUGAUGUAUUUAUUAAAAAGACAUCAAAAUCUUGAUGAUUUUAUUGAAGGUUUAUUUCAAAAAUAUGACGAAUUAGAAUUAUCAUUAAAAUCAACUUAA
Molecule: messenger RNA, 1332 nt
Organism: Rotaria sordida
Lineage: Eukaryota; Metazoa; Rotifera; Eurotatoria; Philodinida; Philodinidae
Source: the annotation of a GenBank genome assembly